UUACGCUGAAGACGUGUACUAGGGAACUAGCAAAGGAAGUCAGUUGAAAUACUUGUCCAACUUUAAAGUUAGUUUUUGAACUUUGGAUUUUUAAAUACUAAAAAAAAGUGCACGGUAUAAACUUGAACAAAAUAACUCGGAUUUAUUGAAAAUACAAAUGCGAAAUGAGUUUUCUAAGUUCCAUGCAACAAUAUGUGACAAGUGGGAUUUCUAGUCUCGGUUUGGGAAAUCGACGUUUCUCGCUUUCUCGCCAAGAAUCAAGCGAACUUGAACGUGCUUCUGCUGCAACCGCUACCACUACGACAGCUAUUCAGGCCAACAGCGGCACCAAUGUAGUUGGAGGUGUUGCACUUGGCACCACAGUUGGCGGUGCUACGCAAACUGGAAAUAUUUUUGGAAAUGCAACUCCCACACCUGCAGCUGGUAGCGCUGGAAUCGCUACUACAAGUUUUCCCGCUGGUGGAGUGGUGAUCGGAAAUCCAAAUGCGUCUAAUCCGUUACUGGGGUAUCCCAAAGUCGUUCCACCGCAAGGAUCUGCGUCAACUAAUAAUACGCCUACUCGACGUCAGUCACGUGCUUUAGAGUGUUUAGCUCCAAUGCGAACUGGAUCAUUUCGUCAGCGGAAUGCAGCGUUACUUCAACAAGAUCCACCACCUCGUGCCCCGUUAGCAUUUUGCAAACGGCGUUUAUCAUGGCCUGAGGUUGAUCCUCGCUCAAAUUCCGGUGUGCAGGAGACUGAUGGGUCCUAUUUUGAAAACUUUACCUCGUUAGGUUGGAAGCGAGAAAAUCGUCGAAUGUCAGCAACGCGUGCUGCUGAGGCACGUGCUGAAGCCAACCCGGAAAAUGAACGUGAUCCACAACCGCCUGAAGAAACAAUUGAUAAGCAAGAGGAGAAGGAGAAAUUAUAUGUUGAAGUUUUGCAUACAAUUGCCAAUACCGUAGGAGCUCCUGCACCAGGUGGACAGUUUGCUCAUUACAAAGAAGAAAUGUAUCUGCAUGCGCAACGAGCAUUCGGGGUAAGUCCGGACAGGCAUUAUCGACUUUUACACGCCGCUGCUGAGGAUAAACAAAAGAUAAUUGUACUAUCGGUAGUUGUGAUCGAAGCAGACGGACUUGAAGCUAAAGAUGCUAAUGGCUUUUCCGAUCCCUAUUGUAUGUUAGGGAUUCAACCAGAUGGGGGUCCACCUGUUUCUCCACUGCCUUUACCCCCCACACCACGUGCACUUUCUGCUGACGUGAAUACUUUUGAUAAUGCAAAUACUGAUUCACCUCCCCAUCGAAAACACAGCUUUCGCUUAAGCUUCAAGCGACGUGAGGCUGGCCGUCGUGAGCAGAGAGACUCGUUGGGUGGUCCAGUACCAGCAAAAUUUAUACGUGCGACUUCAAUCAAACCACACACACUAAGCCCCAAGUGGAAUGAGAAAUUUAAAUUUGAUAUUGAUGAUAUUCAUACAGACACAUUUCAUUUGGAUAUUUGGGAUCAUGAUGAUGAAAGCUGCGUUAUGGAUGCAGUAUCUCGCUUGAAUGAAGUGCGGGGUGUACGUGGUUUAGGUCGAUUUUUCAAGCAAGUUUGUCAAUCUGCUAGACAAGGUUCACAGGACGAUUUUCUUGGUAGUGUAAAUAUACCAAUUGCUGAUAUACCAUCGACUGGAAUGGAAUGUUGGUUUAAACUGGAAGCACGUAGUCAUCGUAGUACUGUACAAGGACGUAUACGUUUGAAGCUUUGGCUGUCAACACGAGAAGAUCACGGAACUUCCGAAGAGGAUAGUGAGAUUGAAAUCACUAAAAUUGAAAAACUACAUGCAGUAUUUAUGCAGCAUGAGGUGUCCACAUAUGAGCCAUCAUGGACAUGGACAGGAGAUUUGCCUGGACCAGCUUUAACAAUAUUACACCAAUUAGCUGUACAAGCUGACCUAUCUGAUUUACACUGCGCUAUGGCUAGAUUUGUAGCUGCUGUUAAGCUUAAUCGGACUACACCAUUGGAUCCAAAAUUUGUACAUCGACUUUUAGGGGAUGUUGAAAAACAUUGGAAUCAUCCAAAUCAAGAAGCUCUUACACGUGACUUGGAGCAGUGGUUGGCUGAAGCGAUGACCGGAUUUGUAGAACGGUCUCUCAAUCAAAUUCGAAGACAUAGAGACAUUUUUCCCGCACUUAAUCCACCAUCUUUGAUACGUCUGGAAUUCUUGCUACGUUGUUUGGGCUUAUUAGGAUCAAUGAGGGCUUUCCGUGCUGUUUGUCCUUUUAAUAAAGGUGUUCGAGGUGAAGUUGUAAACGCAUUACGUAAGGGCUCUGUAAUGUGGGGACAAAAUGUGUUACGUGAAUCACAAUGCUUACCAAAUCCCUUGGCGAAUUUCGUUACAACUGUUACAGCAGAUAUACAGUUGGGACAAUCUUACUACCACGCUUUGUUCGAUAACACAAACGGCAUCCAAUAUUUUUCCAUAAUAUAUAAGCAGUAUGAUGCAAUGGUGGGAGAAGAAGUGUACACGCGCAUGGCUUCUGGCCAAGUGCCGGGCAUAAGAAUGAAUUUAUCUCAAUAUGCUAUUCAGGAAGGAGAAAGUGAACUUAUAGAUAUUAAACCGUUUGAACUGUUUCUUGCGUUGCAAGAGUUUUGUCAAUUGAAGCGGCACCUUUCGGUACAGCCGCAACCACCUGAGAAUCCAUUAUCAUUAGCUAACUGUCAUGAAUGGUUUAUACCAACGCUUGAACGAUGGAUGAUGAUUAGCAAAGUGAAAGCGUUGCAACGAAUACGAGCCGCCAUACGCAUGGACGCUAUUUGUGAAGGUGAGCGUGUUGUGAGGUAUAGUUCUUCGUCGGUAGAUACAGCAUCCACUCUAUUGAAUAUUAAGGAAUUCUGGAAAGUAAUAAGUUGGCCUGAAGAAGAAACAGCAAUAAUGUUAGAGUCGCAGCUUAUUGAUGUUGUCUGUUCAGCUGCUAUGCACUAUUGCGAUCUUGUUCAUACAUCACUCGCUGAUGGUGGUUAUUAUGAGCAACAGGGUCCAUUUCGUUGUUCUGAUGAUAUGUGUGUAACAGUUAAUAACUUGGAGUAUGUGCGACGUACAUUAGCGGAUUUUCGUUCAGAUGAACAGCCAUUGGAGGAAGCAGCUGAUAAUUUACUAGAAUCUAGCUUGACACAUAUGGAAAAUCGAUGUGAACGUAUAUUAUCAAAGUUGGCACCUUUAAUGCAGAUGUCCCUGCAAAAAGCAGUGUUUCAUUUAGCAUGGUCACCAGAUUCAUUGCCAGCAAAUCAGGCUAUUGUGCCAUUGUUGGAGUAUUUAGAUUGCCAUCUUGCAGCGCUCAAUAGUGCAUUGCUAACAAAAAACUUUAACCGUUCUUUACGAUUUAUUUGGAAGACUGUGCUUUGUGAAAUGUCACGCCAAAUGGAAACUGGUGACGAAAGUGAUAAGCCAUCAAACUUUCACAAACGUUUAUAUGAGGCGAUGCAACUAUUAGUUGAUUUUUUCCAUGCGGAAGGACAAGGCUUAUCGCUAGAGUGUUUACACACAGACGACUUUUGGCGUAUUGAGCAACGUCUUCAAUUUCAUAAAACUGAAACAGAACGGCUAAUGGAUAUGUUUUAUUUAAAUCGUUUGAGAGAGCAGUUAGUCUCUGUAACACCAGGACCGUAUGGGUCGCUUACUGUACGAGCAUAUUUCAACCAUGAUUCACUUUGCGUUGAAGUGUUACAUGGAAGAGAUAUUGUACCAUUGGAUCCGAAUGGAUUUAGUGAUCCAUUUGUUAUAAUUGAACUAUUGCCUAGAAGGAUUUUUAUGCAUUGCAUCGAACAACAGACAAACGUGCACAAGAAAACUUUAAAUCCAAUUUUCGAUGAAUGUUUUGAGUUCUCUGUCAGCCUGGAGCAGUGCUUAACCGAAGGUGCUAUGAUUUGCUUUACUGUAAUGGAUCACGACGUACUCACUGCAAACGAUUUCGGUGGGGAGGCAUAUUUGGCUUUAGGUACAAUACCAGGCGUUGCUGACUAUAACACCAGUGUAGAAAAUUUUCACGGGCUGAAACAAAUAGAGUUACCCCUUAUGCAACAACGAGACAAGAAUGAUCCAAUUCUACAAAUUUUGGAGUUGCGAGUCAAUGAUAAGCAAGCCCAAGAUUUUGUGCGUAAGCAAAAAUCUCGGUUUAUAAGUUAAAAAGCCUGCAAGAAACAGAAUCAUUUAAAAACGUGUUUGGUUGGAGUAGUAAAGGAGCUCUAACAGAAAUACAUGAAUGUACUUGUGGCGAUGAUGGUAUUAUUUUAUCAAAAAUUGAGUUUAAGUUAAGUGGAACCUCAAAUAAGCAAAAUUUCGGCAACCAACCAAUAACCACAAUGAUUGAUGCUGAUAUUAAAUUUGAUGAUAAUAUCACGAAUAUCCUCAUAUUAUUAGAAGGAACUGUUGUACACCGUGACGUAUGAGUUAUAUUGUAUUAAUGUACUAAUAAGAAUGCGAUACCUUCAGAAUUAAGUUAAAAAUUGAAAGUAUUUGACAUAUAAAAAUAUUUUUUACAUAACGAAAACG
Teleopsis dalmanni is the source of this 4511-nucleotide messenger RNA. It is a transcript of the gene unc-13-4A, whose product is annotated as BAI1-associated protein 3. The record is from RefSeq and is a predicted model, not a curated record. Bases 165 to 4145 code for a protein of 1326 amino acids. NCBI's taxonomy places the organism in Eukaryota, Metazoa, Arthropoda, Insecta, Diptera, Diopsidae. The transcript has 11 exons.